AUGCAGGAACCAACCUAUGACCCCUCCCGCCCGAUGCCCGCUCUGUCGAUUUCCUUCUCCUACAAAUUGGUCGGCAUCCCGAACAAGACCAUUGUCGGUCUGCGAGUGGAGUUUCCACCUAACGGCUCAACUCCACCGCAUCGUCACGGAGGCGCCAAUGUCGGCGCGUACGUUUUGAAGGGAAACCUUCUCAACAAAAUGAACGACGAACCUAUGAAGUUGAUUGAGGAGGGAGGGAGCUGGUUUGAAGCUCCAGGAUGCCACCAUCGCAUCAGUGACAAUGCCAGCAAGAUCGAGCCGGCUACGCUCAUCGCUACCAUGGUUACGGAUACCGACGUAUUUGAGAGGGAUGGAAUGGGUGCCUUGAUUCAAAUUGACGAAGAGUAUGUGAAGCGUUAA
This is a messenger RNA of Penicillium soppii, 399 nucleotides long. RefSeq names its product cupin domain-containing protein. Lineage: Eukaryota; Fungi; Ascomycota; Eurotiomycetes; Eurotiales; Aspergillaceae. The transcript is spliced from 2 exons. The coding region runs from base 1 to 399 and encodes 132 amino acids. The record is from RefSeq and is a predicted model, not a curated record.